This is a messenger RNA of Varroa destructor (honeybee mite), 1247 nucleotides long. RefSeq names its product WD repeat domain 82 (gene Wdr82). Gene Ontology annotation, cellular component: Set1C/COMPASS complex. Gene Ontology annotation, molecular function: protein binding; chromatin binding. Lineage: Eukaryota; Metazoa; Arthropoda; Arachnida; Mesostigmata; Varroidae. The record is from RefSeq and is a predicted model, not a curated record.
AGCCCUAUUCAAGCACCCGAGCGCCGACAAUCUGUGGUGUUAUUAUUCGAUGACUAGGUCAAUUAUCGGUUGAUCUUGUGUUUGUAAAACUUAUUGUGGAUGGUCGUUGGUCAAAUCGACGAAGAAAGCAGCCAGUAUUAUUAGCUACUACCCCGCAUCUGAGGUGCUUGUCGCCGAAAACAAUAUCUCCGCAUAAUCUGACAGCAGAGGCAUUUAAUUCUUAAAACAGACAUCACAAAUAAUUCCACUAUGAUCGAACAGCGGAUGAAGCUCGUUGAACCAGUAGUGAAGUCGUUUCGCGUAGCAAAGGUGUUUCGAGACAACACAGAUCGGAUAAACUGUAUUGACUUUUCAUCAGACGGAACAACACUUAUAUCUUCAAGUGACGAUGAUUCCAUUAUUAUUUACGACUGCACAAAAGGUAUGCAAAAGCGGACACUAAAUUCGAAAAAAUAUGGCGUCGAUCUGAUUCAUUUCACUCACGCGGCAAAUACAGCAAUCCAUAGUUCGACGAAAGUGGACGAAACUAUCAGGUAUUUAUCUUUACACGAUAACAAGUACAUCCGUUAUUUUCCGGCACACGGUAAAAAGGUUGUUACGUUGUGCACGUCUCCUGUUGAUGAUAUGUUUUUAUCCGGUUCUCUAGACAGAACUCUGCGCCUCUGGGAUGUUCGAUCGCCCAACUGUCAAGGUUUUAUGCAACUAAACGGGCGACCCGUCGGAAACUUUGACCCCGAAGGCCUUAUAUUCGCUGUUGGUCUUAACUCUGAGUCUAUUAAGUUGUAUGACCUUCGUACGUUUGAUAAGGGUCCGUUCAAUACGUUCAAGCUGCCUCAGGAUAAGGACUUCGACUGGACGGGUCUGAAAUUUUCACCCGAUGGGAAGACAAUUUUGAUUUCGACAAAUGGAACGGUCAUACAUUUGGUUGAUGCCUUUAAUGGAAACUCUUUACAAAAGUUUACAGGAUUUGCUAACUCCAGACGAAUUCCACUUGAGGCUUCGUUCAGUCCGGAUUCACAGUUUGUUUUUUCUGGCUCGAGCGAUGGCUGUGUGCAUGCCUGGAACGCGGACACUGGCAGUAAACUGGCGAUGCUUCGGGCAGAGCACACCGGUCCUGUUGGAUGCGUUCAGUUCAAUCCCAAAUACAUGAUGCUUGCAUCCGCCUGCAACAAUAUGGCGUUUUGGUUGCCUACGCUUGAAGAAACUACCUAAAUAUACACUGACUGGUAGAUCUCCGAUGUGGUACC